CUGGCUACGUCAGCCUCGUCUUGAAGCCCUUGCAGGGUCUGCGCCGUUCUCGGAAUCGGACCGCAGUCUGUAGUUAAGCCCAGUCUUCCUUCUGCCAGCCCCGGUGGGUCGGGGCCGGGGAGUGAGCAUUUCCAGCCUCCUCCUGAGAGAAGCGAAGCAGGAGUGUGUGUGUGCAUGGGCGAGCGUGCCCUCUCGGCCCCUCAGAGCAGCCCCCACCCCCGGAACCCCCGGGCCCUGGGCCCCCCCCCUCCUGUUGCUAUGACAGCCAGUUCUGUGAGGACAUGGAAAUUAGAAUCGUGAGUGUGCGAUGGGCAGGGAGGGGACCUGCGGACUCCGCAUUCGCGCUCCCAGAACUUCAUGAUCAUGAGGAAGAAAGAGAAUGCGUCUUUAUCUUCCACCCUCAAGGGGACCAAAGAAGCUAGGAGAGCCCCAGGACGGAAAUCCCUCCUUAACUCCUGUGCCGGAUCCUCGACGUCUGUCCACAGCUUCACGGAUGACCUCAGCUACCAAGGGAGCCGGGAGCUGAGCAGCGUUUGCCUAGGAGGAAGGUGCGCAUACUCGGAAACCAUCACAAUCACGGGAGAAAUAUCCGAAGAAGAGCCCAGCCUGGCACCGGCCCGGAGGCAGAAACGGAGCCUGAGGAAGCACAAGGGGGAGAAGGACGAGCAUGAGGAGGACGAGGCCUACAGGGGCCCCCCGCCCCGGAGGUCCCGGAGGUCACGGCAGAGGAGCGCCCCAGCCCCAGCGCCCUGGGGAGCGGCGCCGGCGGCCUCGCGCCCCAGAGCCCCGGCCUCCCGCUGGAGCCUGGCGGGCUUGCGCCGCUGUCUGUGCGGCUGCUGCUGCGCUCGCAGGCCGAGGCGGGGGUCGGGAUCCGGGACCCCCGGCCCGACGGCUAGGCCUCACUGGGGCUGCGCCAGGGAGAGGCCCGGCCCAGAGCCGGGCACCCCAGACGGUCAUCCUUUGUAAAUAAAGCCCAGUUUAUGUU
Messenger RNA from Lutra lutra (Eurasian river otter), 985 nucleotides. RefSeq lists its product as uncharacterized. Lineage: Eukaryota; Metazoa; Chordata; Mammalia; Carnivora; Mustelidae. The record is from RefSeq and is a predicted model, not a curated record.